Molecule: messenger RNA, 3171 nt
Organism: Drosophila suzukii
Lineage: Eukaryota; Metazoa; Arthropoda; Insecta; Diptera; Drosophilidae
Gene: Or85b
Product: Odorant receptor 85b
Biological process (GO): detection of chemical stimulus involved in sensory perception of smell; sensory perception of smell
Cellular component (GO): plasma membrane
Molecular function (GO): olfactory receptor activity; odorant binding
Source: RefSeq, a predicted model, not a curated record
UCAUCAGGAAAUUCAUUCGCGAAGGACAACCGACUGGAUUAGUAACGAUAAACUCAAAGAUGAAAAAGUUGAUGAAGUACGCUAGUUUCUUCUACACCGGAGUGGGCAUACAACCCUAUGCCAAAAGGGGAGAUUCCGAAAAGGACAGGCUUAGAGACAGCAUUGUGUUUUGGUCCAAUGUGAUCAACUUGACGAUGGUUGGGAUUUGUGAGAGCAUUUAUGUUUACAGUGCCUAUAAAGAAGACAAGUUUCUGGAAGCCGUCACUGUGAUGUCUUACAUUGGCUUCGAUAUUGUGGGCCUGAGUAAGAUGUUCUUCAUCCGAUGGAAGAAGACGGCUAUAACUGAGAUGAUGGAGGAGUUGGAGGAUAUAUAUCCAAGGGGUAAAGUGGAGGAGGAAAGAUACAAUCUGGAGAAGUAUCUGGGCAGUUGCUCGAGGAUCAGCCUAACCUAUUCCUCACUGUACUCCGUUCUCAUCUGGACUUUUAACUUGUUUUGUGUUAUGGAGUACUGGGUCUACGAGAAGUGGCUCAACAUUCGAGUUGUGGGCAAAACCUUGCCUUAUCUCAUGUACAUUCCAUGGAAUUAUGAGAACAGCUGGUCGUAUUACCCACUGCUCUUCUCCCAGAACUUUGCAGGAUAUACUGCUGCUGCGGGGCAAAUAUCCACGGAUCUGUUACUCUGUGCAGUGGCCACUCAGGUCGUAAUGCACUUCGAUUACCUCUCAAGUACUAUGGAGCACCACAAGUUGACUGGAAAUUGGCAGGAGGACUCCCGAUUUCUGGCGGAUUCUGUUAGGUAUCACGAACGGAUCCUUCGCCUUUCGGAUGUGGUGAAUGAUAUAUUCGGAAUUCCGCUUCUUCUCAACUUCAUGGUAUCCUCGUUCGUCAUCUGUUUUGUGGGAUUCCAGAUGACUGUGGGAGUUCCUCCAGAUGUGGUUAUAAAGUUGUUCCUGUUUCUGUUCUCCUCAAUGAGUCAGGUCUACUUGAUCUGUCACUAUGGACAGAUGGUGGCUGAUGCGAGCUAUGGAGUAUCGGUGGCUACUUACAAUCAGAACUGGAAUCACGCUGAUGUUCGCUAUGAGCGAGCCCUAGUGAUUAUAAUAGCUCGAGCGCAGAAAGUAACCUUUCUAAAGGCCACUAUCUUUUUGGAUAUUACCCGGUCCACCAUGACAGAUCUACUUCAAAUAUCGUACAAGUUCUUUGCUCUGCUGCGCACCAUGUACACCCAAUAGGGUGACCAGAGAAGAUCCCUAAUCCCCCAUCUAUGUGCCCCUUAGAAUGCUUUCAAAGGCUCAACGCGAACUUAAUUAUGCGGAGGCACGAGCACCACGCAUGUCCAUCGCCAUCGCAACUUCGACACAGGGUAAAAAACGCAGUAAUCAUUUUAGCGAAAAGAGCCCCUCUGAAAAGGCAAUUCUACGGCUCCACUGGAGAGCGAGGAAAUAUGUUGCUACAAAAGAAAAUUGCAGAGUACAUUUUACACUUCACUGCACACAAGUUGCGCUUAUGAGUUUUCACUGCUCGUUAUGCUCUAGCUAAAAAGGGGAACUUGAUUUCUUGAACUUGAUUGAGAACCCAAUGCUUUGGAAUAUUUUGAAACAAAUAGAUUAGAUGACACAAAACGAUCUCAAGGGUAAUGAUUUUUAAUGGAUUUUAUAUCCUAGAUAUUAUAUGAAAGCGAGGAUCACAUAUGAUGUAUUUAGUAAUGUAUUUAUCUACACAGAUUUUUGUAUUUAUGUUUGUUUAACAUAUAUUUUUUGUGUUUUUAAGGGUAUUAUGUAGACUGUUUUGCUGGUGGUGUAACUUAUUUUUUGCAAUUUCGAGUUUGGCGUUUCAAGAAAAGUGGAGCAAGGAAAAUAGAAAAGCUCCUUCUCGAGGCAGUGGACAACAAAACCGUUUGAUGGCAUCUAAUGCAGUUCUCCCAUGACGUGUGGCUGUGUGUACGCACUCAACAAUAUUAGCAAUUUAUGCGCUGAAGCGUGUCCUGUGACAGGACGAUGGUGGAGUUGGAAGGGCUGGGACAGGAUGUGGAAGUUUCUCACAUAAUAUUUUCAUUUUGACGAAUGUCGGACAUCACCUGCAUAGUUAUUGUUUGAGAUGGGCCGCGUGCAUAAAAUUUAUUAAAAUGUAUUUUUUGGCCAUCGCAGUCCUCCCAAUUUGAUCCUGAAUCCAGACCCUGUCAAUUUCCCUUACUCAGAAUACGACGAUAUUUUUUGUGUGCAAGGUUUACUUCCCUAUUUAUUUUGUGCUUUUUUUCCCCGACGCUGUGUGCACAGCGGCUCUUUUUGGGGAUUUAUUUUUCACUUUUGCGGAAUUUUUGUAAAGCUCCAAAUGUGCUACAAUUUAAUUUCUGGUCACGUUUUGGGCGAUUUUCAAAUAGCAACAGUUUCGGGGAAAAGUCUUUCAAUAUCUCACGCUGUCGUAUUGCAUAAUUUAAGGUGCCCCGAACAUGGUCACGUUUAUUAUCGUGUUUAUAUGUGUCCGCCCAUCUGUCUAGCCCAAAUCCAUGGCCAGGACGAAGAUCAUAUCAGGUGUAGUCCAUUACAGAUACUGUCACGGUUUCGGUUAUCCUGGCGCCAUGCAAAUUAUCCACGGCAGGAAAACGACUGCAAAUUAGCAUGCAACUGCGGCUAGCCAACGAAUAAUGAAAUAAAUUCAAAUGAUAAAUCAAUAACAAAUUAGCUAAUAGCCUAACAACGUAACUGAGUAUAAAGCACAUGAUAAGGGUCGUGUAAAUUUUCAAAUGCAUUUGUGGUCCUUGAUUACCGAUAUAUGUAUAUAUAUAUUUCUGUGAAAGCAAUGCAAAGCUUCUAAUUGAAAAGUAAUUAAAUAUUAACAGAAUGGUAUUUUAAUAUCAUUAAAUUUCAGCCUUUUUUUGGCAAUUUUUCACAAGCUUAUUUGUUAUUAUAAAAUAAAUUUGUGAUAGAUAUUAAAUUUCAUGUUUUAUAAUUAAAGCCUAGAAGAGAUAACAUUAAAGUCUUCUUUAUCAACAAAAUUGUGUGCUGUUUAACAGAAAACAAUACAAUUUUUUGUAAGUCCAUUAACUCUUUAGCUUUAACUAAAUGUUUUGAGUAUAAGCUUUAGUUUCGCAUUCACAAGAGAUUAAUUUCCGAGCUGGCAAUUCAUUAUGCAAAAGUAUACACUCAUUUGAAUAAAACAAUUAUCCACUUA